ACCGGGAGCUCUUGCAUUCGCAGGCGCGGACGCGGGUACCUGUACAACCGUGUACACCAGUUGCUCCAGAAGCAAUGGAUGCACCUUUUUAAAAAGUCAAGACUCCCGCCUUUUUCUUCACCUCCACGAAACAUCACCACUUCCACCUUCGGCUCGUCGCUUGCAUUUACGUCACGUCGAACUUUCCCUUCUUUCUACUCUUCCAACAGCAAAAUGUCUUCUGAGGAGAUCACCCACCCUACCAUCAAGGAUGGCUGGUUCCGAGAGAUCUCGGACAUGUGGCCCGGUAGGCACAUACAAUCCUUUCAGAUAACGGCUUUCAAUUCUUACCCUACCAAAUAGGCCAUGCCAUGACCCUCCGCGUCGAGAAGGUCCUCGUCCACGAGAAGAGCAAGUACCAGGAUGUCCUCAUCUUCAAGUCCACCGACUUCGGCAACGUUCUGGUCCUCGACAACGUUAUCCAGUGCACCGAGCGUGACGAGUUCUCCUACCAGGAGAUGAUCGCCCACCUCGCCCUCAACUCCCACCCCAACCCCAAGAAGGUUCUUGUCAUUGGUGGUGGUGACGGUGGUGUUCUCCGUGAGAUCGUCAAGCACGACUGUGUUGAGGAGGCCACCCUCUGCGACAUCGACGAGGCUGUUGUCCGCCUCUCCAAGGAGCACCUCCCCUCCAUGGCCUGCGGUUUCGACCACCCCAAGUCCAAGACCCACAUUGGCGAUGGCUUCAAGUUCCUCAACGACUACAAGAACGAGUUCGACGUCAUCAUCACCGACUCCUCCGAUCCCGAUGGUCCCGCCGAGGCUCUCUUCCAGAAGAGCUACUUCCAGCUCCUCCACGACGCUCUCCGCGAGGGCGGUGUCAUUACUACUCAAGGUUGUAUGUUCCCUAUUUUCUUGAGGAGAGUAACUGGCGUCCCUAGGAACGGCAGAAUCGGGGAACCCUCCCAGAUCAAAGUUGAUCGCUGUGGCUGGGAUCUCCCUCGAUGGGUACAUUUUGGUGCCGCUUCCCUCCUAGGGGCUCCCAGAAGCUAGUGCUGCUUUCCCAGCUCUGCUUCCGGUAGUCCCGCGAUAGCAUGCAUUUCGUUUGUUGAUUAACGUGUGCCGCGUUCGUCCGUUCAGUUCUGCUGUUCCUGAUCCGCCAUGUUAUUGUUGUAUUGCAUAGUAGUUUCUUCUGGGACUACACUGACUCGUUAACUUGCUUACAGCCGAGAGCCCCUGGCUUCACCUCCCCCUCAUCACCCGCCUCAAGAAGGAUUGCCAGGCUAUCUUCCCCGUCGCCGAGUACGCCUACACCACCAUCCCUACCUACCCCUCCGGUCAGAUUGGCUUCAUGGUCUGCUCCAAGGACCCCAAGGCCGAUGUCAAGACCCCUCUCCGAUCCUGGACCAAGGAGGAGGAGGACGCCAAGUGCCGAUACUACUCUGCUGAGAUUCACAAGGCCAGCUUCGUCCUUCCCAAGUUCGCCCAGAAGGCUCUUGAGUAAGGCCGUGUACCAUGUCGAGGAUCUUUGAGUAGGAUGGCUGGCUACUUUUAUGAGUUUACGCAGGAUAGGGAUCAACGGAGAUAAAAAAGAAAUGACCAAGGUGGUCACACAUAGAUUAACACGGACGCAAAGGUAUAUAUGUGUUCCAAAAAGGAAAAGACUCUGGCGUUUUACUGCAAAUUGAGUCAUGAAAUAAAGGAUUUUGGUCCCUCGCUCAAUAUAUCCUACGUCAUUGUCCCGUGAUGCAUUUCGAUCUUAGCUGUUAUAUGCCGCUCAAAGGGGUAGCAGUCUCGAGACUCUCAAGGCUCCUCAAACUGAACCUUUCCCUCGCUUACAUCAGGGUAUACAUCAAACCUUCGUUGAGUGUUCAAUGGGAUGUUCUUCCUCGCUUCGGUAAUCUUCUCAGGGUCGAGUUCCCAGUCGACAGUGGUCUCCUUCUCGUCUGCUUCAACCUGAACCUGCGCCAUUGGGUCGGCGACAAGACUGUGGCCGUAAGCAGGAUAGCCCGUUUCAGCGCGUGCGGGACUGCAGAGAGCUACAUAGAGCUGGUUAUCGGCAGCUCGAGCUCUACCGAGCAAUUGCCAGUGAAGAGGGCCGGUUGUGGUGUUGAAAGCGCCAGGAUAGAUAAGGGCAAAGGCACCCUUUCGAGCUGCAAUGGUGGCUAGUUCAGGGAAGCGAACGUCGUAGCAGAUAGCAACAGCAAUCUUGCCGUACUCAGGAAGAUCAACAAGUGUCACCUUGUUACCAGGGCUGAGAAUAUCUGACUCGCGGAAUGUGAUUUUGCCAGGGAUGUCGAUAUCAAAAAGAUGCACCUUACGAUGUGUACCCAACAAGGCACCGUCGGGCCCAAAGAUGAGAGUUGUGUUAUAAUACUUCUUCGUAUCCGGGCUGUAUUCUGGAAUUGACCCACCAACGAGGUAGACUUUGUUAUCAGCGGCCAUUGCUGAGAGGGCGUGAUAAGAGGGCGCAGCAUCGUUAGACGGCGGACUAGGUUGUAGAGUCUCUGCAUAUUGAGGGAAGUGAUCUGUUCCAUAAGGCGAGUUGAAGCAUUCUGGCAGAACAACAAUCUUUGCUCCCAAAGAAGCUGCUCGGGCUACGUGUGAGGCUGCACUAUCGAGGUUGGCCUUCUUGUCAGAGCCAGAAGCGAGUUGAAUGAGAGACAGCUUGACACGCUGCUUAAGAACUGGUUCAGUGAUAGACGACAUCUUGCGGAUGAUGGAGGGGUUGCUUCGUUGGAAUAGUGAGAGCGGUGAUACUGAGGUCGUUAAAGAUCGAGAUGCAAGCGCGAGUCGGCUAAGGACAGUUCGCAUCGUUUAAGAGUAAAACCAGCAAGUUAUGAAGAUGGCGAAAGAUAUGGAAAUAGUGAUGAGGGUUGGUGCCGGCAUCGGGGUACGAGUGAUGUGAUCCAAUGGAAGUGGGGGUGGGGUUCAUUACGAAAUAGUAAAGCUCUCGGUAUGACGCGGGGCAAGAGGAGGAGAUGCUAUUCGUCAAAUGCUGUAUUAAUGAAUGAGUUGACCAAGAGACAACCAUUGAAUAGCCUACAGUUACCGCGAUAAUUUGAGAGAUUAUUUAGGGGAACCGCAGUGUUAUUAAGAUAAGGAGAUACACAUGAGAUACACAGAACCUCAUACGAAUCACUCAACAGUUGACGACCCAGGCAAAUCGGUUGUAUCUCAGGCGCUCUAGGCUUGAUGUCGAGUAUACGAGUUAAGAAACAGAUCGGCACAGCUACAAAUGUCAUAUUUCGAG
Messenger RNA from Fusarium odoratissimum NRRL 54006, 3231 nucleotides. Its product is annotated as spermidine synthase. NCBI's taxonomy places the organism in Eukaryota, Fungi, Ascomycota, Sordariomycetes, Hypocreales, Nectriaceae. Gene Ontology annotation, molecular function: spermidine synthase activity. Gene Ontology annotation, biological process: spermidine biosynthetic process. The coding region runs from base 351 to 1031 and encodes 226 amino acids. The record is from RefSeq and is a predicted model, not a curated record. Gene Ontology annotation, cellular component: cytosol. The transcript is spliced from 2 exons.